AAAGAUGAUGUAUUUGUGGAUGUUUGUCAGAGUGGACUAAUGUUGUUUGGAGAAAUACAUGACAAGCUAUAUGACUACCAGAGAGAAGGGGUUGCCUUCUUAUACAGUUUAUACCGCGAUGGAAGGAAAGGCGGUAUCCUUGCAGAUGACAUGGGCUUGGGGAAAACCAUUCAGAUCAUUGCUUUCCUCUCGGGCAUGUUUAAUGAAGAACUCAUUCGGACUGUGCUGUUAAUUAUGCCACCUAGCCUUUUGAGCAACUGGCUUAAAGAGUUUGCCAAGUGGACUCCUGGGCUGCGAGUGAGUGUCUUUCAUGGUCCCAACAAGCAUGAAUGUGAGAAAAAUCUGAAGAGGAUCCAGAAGAGGAGUGGUAUCUUGCUCACGACUUAUCAGCUGGUCCUCAGAAAUUGGCAGCAGUUAUCGAGCUUUAAUGGGAAGGAUUUCAUCUGGGACUACGUCAUCCUUGAUGAAGCUCAUAAAAUUAAAACACCGUCUGCCCAAAUGACAAAAUCUGUGCAUGCUAUCUCUUCUCAAAACCGCAUCCUGCUCACAGGGACUCCAGUCCAAAACAACCUAAAAGAACUCUGGGCUCUUUUUGACUUUGCUUGUCAAGGAUCGCUUCUAGGCACCAUGAAAACGUUCGGGGUGGAAUAUGAAAAACCUCUCAUAAGAGCCAGGACAAAGAAUGCAACCCAGGAAGAGAAAGCACUGGGACUUAAGAUCUCUGAAAACCUGAUGUCCAUAAUCAAGCCGUAUUUCCUAAGACGGAGUAAAGAUGCACUACAGAACAAACUUAAGCCUGAACUUAAAAACAGUCUCCCAGAAUAUCAGAGCAAGACUGUUUCUUCUGAAAUACCUUCUCUGCCCAGAAAAAAUGACUUCAUUGUGUGGGUAUACUUAUCACCCAUACAAAAAGAAAUAUAUAGGGACUUUUUGUCUUUGGAUCAUAUUCAAAAGUUGUUAAUGACCACAAGGUCCCCACUUGCUGAACUGAGUGUCUUGAAUAAACUCUGUGAUCACCCAAGGCUGUUGUCAGCACGAGCAUGUAGCAAACUUGGUCUGGAAGCUCUCAAUUAUAAUACGGUGGAUGGUGAUGAAAAUGAUGGGCAUUCCAGCAUGAAGAGAAACCUUGGGCACAUUUCGGAUGAGACUCUGAUGGCGGAAUCAGGAAAGCUGUGCUUCCUCGUGGCCCUGUUGGAAAGAUUGCAGGAGGAGGGGCACAGAACACUGGUGUUUUCUCAUUCAAGAAAAAUGCUGGAUAUUAUAGAGCACAUCUUAACGCACAGGUGCUUUAAGCUAAUGCGCAUUGAUGGAACUGUAAGCCAUUUGGGGGAGCGAAAAAGGAGAAUUAGUGUCUUUCAGAAGAGCAAAGAAUACUCUGUGUUUCUGCUUACUACCCAAGUUGGUGGGGUUGGUCUAACCUUAACAGCAGCUACCAGGGUGGUGAUUUUUGAUCCUAGCUGGAAUCCAGCUAUAGAUGCUCAAGCCGUAGACAGGGUUUACAGGAUAGGGCAGAAGGACAAUGUUGUAAUCUACCGGCUAAUUUGCUGUGGGACAGUGGAGGAGAAAAUCUACAGAAGGCAAAUAUUCAAAGACUCAUUAAUACGACAAAGCAUGGGAGAUAGGAAAGAUCCAUACAGAUAUUUCACUAUGCAAGAACUAAGGGAGUUGUUCACACUGGGAGAUACUCAAAGCUCAGCAACACAGCUCCAGCUUCAGUCUUUGCAUGCAAGCCAAAGAAAAACAGAUAAUCAGCUGGACAAGCACAUUGCAUAUCUCCAUUCACUGGAGAUAUUUGGCAUAUCAGACCACGACUUAAUGUACACACACGAAGCAGUUCAUGAAGAUGAAGCUGAGGGUGAAGAAGUCCACACGGACAUUGAACAAAGGGUACAGAAUGCCCAAAAGCUGUUACAGCUGGAAUCACAGCUAAAGGACCAACUGAUGAGAAACCUCCGACACACGACUGAAGGGGCAUGGCUGAGAGAAAUGGAAUUGUCCACCCAGCCAAAGAAAAAGCCACAUGAGCCUUCUCCGAAUUACGCUCUCGUCCCACCUGUAACUGACGAACCCACAAGCAGUGAGAACAUCAGUCUUGUAGGUGACAGUGAUGAUGACAUUGUCAAUGUGAGUUCUCAGAUGACAGAGCUACUUAUUAAGGAGAAUGAACGAGUGCUUCAGAACAUAACUAAUAUGGAUAUCUCUGCAUCCAUGAACGAAGAAUGCAAACCAGCCAGUCAACAAGAAGUAACUCCUAUAUCUUCUUUUACUCAAGCUCAUUCAUUAUCUUACAAGGAGUCAUCAGAGUAUGUGUCUAACCAUGUAAAGCAACAAGGCGAGGCUGACAUGUCUCUCAAUGUUCCUACAAGUCCACAUGGAGAGGCAGGUGAAGUUGCUGAGCCAGAUGCCUCAGUAGCACCUCAACUGCAGUCCAGUAAAAUCUCAGACCUCAGUUUUGCGCAGAAAUCUGGAAUGAGUGUAAUAAUGGUGGAUGAGACUCUAUCUGGUUCUCCCCAGUGUGAUUUCAUACUUGUCUCAGAUGAUUCCGUGGAUCAGUUGCACGAUAUCUCAGGAGUUGAAAUGUCAUUGAAGGAUACAGAGAACACAAGAUUUCAACUGAAUAGCCACUGUAGCUCUUGGAACAACAGAAGUCUCCAAGCCAGCAAAAGAUCUAUGGUUAUUGGUGGCUCUGACGAUGUUUUGAUGAACAACAGUGAGCUUUCUUCUCAUCAUAAAAAUAUGCCCGUUAAAAUUAUCAUUUCAGAUAGUGAAGAGGAUGACAGUUGUUUUAUAAUUGAUUAG
Molecule: messenger RNA, 2799 nt
Organism: Lacerta agilis (Sand lizard)
Lineage: Eukaryota; Metazoa; Chordata; Lepidosauria; Squamata; Lacertidae
Product: DNA excision repair protein ERCC-6-like
Exons: 1
Coding region: 40-2799 (919 amino acids)
Molecular function (GO): DNA translocase activity; ATP-dependent chromatin remodeler activity; ATP binding
Source: RefSeq, a predicted model, not a curated record